Messenger RNA from Schistosoma rodhaini, 2649 nucleotides. The record is from the annotation of a GenBank genome assembly. Lineage: Eukaryota; Metazoa; Platyhelminthes; Trematoda; Strigeidida; Schistosomatidae.
GAGAUUUGGGAUACUGCUGGAAGCCGAUUGCUGUGUGAUUGCUGAAUUAGUGUAUACUCUAGGGUUCUGGCAGUGUUCAGCCUGUCACUGGCACAUUACGCUCCAGAAGUCGGAUGGUUUGCUUUGAGGAUAAGCCAAGAAACAUGUUAAUCGAUUCCUAGUACCCUUCCGUAUGUGUUUGAACCUCGACUUAGAUGAGUAAAUUAGGCUUAAAUGUUUUCAGAAGUAGGUCACAAGAGUUAGCUGCCAUUUGGGAGGUUUUUAUUCAUUAUAUAUGGGGUCCUUUCUUGGCUUUUGAACAAAAUUCCUGUCCUUUCAGCUUCCAUAUCCUGAAACAAAUAGAAAAUAAAAGAUAUAUCAAUUUAUAGACCAUAGUAUUGUUAUUAGAUCAGUGAGGUCGUUUUGUUUCGUGACCGUUUAGUACUCUUUAGUGUCUAUUCAUACAGGGUAGUUUAUGUAUGGAGUACCAUUACGCUGUCAAAGGACCGUAAAGGAGUUAAGGAUAAUAUGAAGAGUGAGUUGUCCAAACAGUGUACUCUCCGAACCAUUGCGGUGAGACUUUUCAUUCGUUAACAAGGGAAAGAAUUAAGUUGUCAGUGGCUCUAAUUAAUCUACAUUAUUUUCAAAUAUUGGAAGCAUUUAACUAGAAUGAAAGGCAAAUAAAAAUGCAGCCUUAGUUACUUGUUUAUGUAUGGAGUUGCUAAUUUCUGCAUUGCCUGUAUAAGUAUCAUGGUUGUGAUUUGUACUAACAGUUGAGUAUUUCAAAUCCUGAUCUUUUAGAAAUUAAGUAGGUCACACUGCCGCAUGAUUAAUGAUAUUUAUCAUCAGUAGAUGUAUACAGUUGUAUCACUUCAUUACUGUAAUACUAGGUUUGUGUUUUAAUAUUUCUGCUCACAUCUGUAUAGCCCACACUGAUUUCUGAGGUCCUGUUUUUCCAACUGAUGGCAGAUGUAGUUGGUGUCAGAUAUUUGUAAUAAGAAGGAUAGUGUGACAGUGACAGCUCAGCUGGUCUACUUUCUUACCCUGUCUACCUGUCGGCGUUAGUUCUGAUGAGCUACUCGUAUCUUUAUCUUUCUGGGAGAUUUCCUUUACGCUGAACGUCUCAGGAUUUCUGUUCACUAAAACAAGUUAUUUGAAAUCAACACAAGACGUAUCUGUCUUAGCUUAUCAAAUCCAUUAUUCAAAGAAAUGAGGUGAAUAACGUCAAAAUAUGUUCUUCGUUUGCCUUCACUUGCUGCACGUAGAAACCAGACGUCAAAUUAUUGAAACAUCCAUUUUUUGAUAUUACGACAAAAUUGAAUUAUCGGACUGAUUCCACUAUGAGGCACCGAAGCACACCUUGAAAGCCACGCUUGUUUCCCGAGUGUUAAAUUUAAUCGUAGAAUAGUGAUAUGAAAGCAAUCACCUUUCAGCCAGCAGGUCGUGGAUCCGAACUCCACCUCAUUUGUAUCAAUCGGGGAAAACAGGUAUUACCACUGGCUUUAACAUAAAGUGUAGCUUAAAGCAUGGCUAAAUUGUUUAUGCCCGGUAAGUAGUUCUAGCUGUAGUAACUUGUUUCGGGUUAGAUUUUAAUACCAUCAGCUUAUAGUAAGUAGCUUAGUGGACUUAGGACUUGAACCUGUGACCUUACAUAUAGUAGUUGGCUAUGUAAAUAACCAAAUGUUAAUAUCCACACAUGUUUAACUAGCCAUAAUUUUCUGUAUUGGCUAUUGAAACCUAACAUUUCCUUUACAUUCAGGACAAGAGCGUUAUCAUAGUUUGGCCCCUAUGUACUACAGAGGAGCCCAGGCAGCCGUUGUCGUUUACGAUAUUACUAACCAGAACUCAUUUGAACGUGCAAAAUCCUGGGUUAAUGAACUUCAAGAGAAAGCAAAUACUAGUGGGGUGAUUGCACUUGCAGGAAACAAAGUGGAUCUCGAAGGACAGCGAGCUGUUUCGUUCGAGGAAGCACAAGAAUACGCCGAUAAAAAUAGAUUACUAUUUAUGGAGACGUCAGCCAAGAUUUCAACUAAUGUCUCCGAAUUAUUCACUGCCAUAGCUCGGGAAUUACUUAGUCAUGCAGAGCCAUCUAGACCUUCUGGGGGACAACAGCUUACGCCAAACGAUUCGCCUACACAACAAAGACAGUGUUGUAGAUAGUCCUGAUUCAUCCACUCAAUAUUUUCCUAUUACGUGGGUAUAUCACAUGUUUUUCCAAUCCUCCAGUCUUUAAUGUCAUUAUCUUGCGUGUUCAGUCUCUUUCAACUAAUGAUUUUGCUUUGUAGUCAUAUUGGUCACAUUUUUACGCAUACGGGUUGCUGUAAUUUCUGUUGAAGAAGUUAAUUGACCUUCAGAUCUCGAAUCAAACUGUCACAUGCUAUAUUAUUUUUACCCAGUAUGCUAAAUACUUCCUUACUUGCAUCGGAUUUACAUAACUAUGGGUCAUACAAAUUUUUAAUCUACAUUAUUGUUUAAUGAUUUAUUGGAGCCGUUUGUGUAACUAAAAUAUAUCGUUUUUCUCUCCUCGAUAAAAUGCUUACGACCUUCAUUCCACUCGUCCACUCAUGAAUAUAAUUGUACUAUGUUGUUAUUUUACUUCAUAUGUUUGAUCAUCGAAUCAUCCAACUAUAUCCUUCUCACGCUCUCCAUAUAUAUAUAUAUAUAUAUAUA